UCUCAUGACAUUUACUGCCGUGACCAACGGUCAGACGCAGACGAUGUGCCAACAAGCCUGGCAGAGGUCAGCGACGGCCUGCGCCCAAAACGCCAGUCUGAGCUUCAACAACCUGAGAUAUUUUACCACAAACGGCACAGAAGGAUCGGCGCCAACUGAAGGAAUUGCCGCGUUCAAGGCUAGAGCUUGUGUUCUCCGGCCACAGGUGGACACAUGUGGCCAGGCACUGACCCAAAGACUUUACAACUCGACUAUCUGUGUGACCCAGGUCGACAGGCAGACGAUAGUUUCCCAGAGCCAUGCGCUGUUUGGCGCCUUUUACGACUCCUGCUCACAUUCAUGUCGGUAUCAGCUGGAGAAAGAGAUUCGCCAGUGUUUCAACUACGUCAAUUUGAGCCCUAGCCAACUGUCGGACAUAGCCCUGGCUCGGACAGCGGCCAUCGGUGACACUGGCGACCAGGUCCAUCAGUUUUGUUUGAACCGCGACGCAUUGGCCCAGUGUAUCAGACAGAAGGCCUUGGCGUGUCCGGAUUCAGCCAGAGUGCUUGCAGAGUUGGGGAUUGAACUGGGGUCCUUUGAGAGCGGCACUGAAGUUUUAUGUAGAAACCAGGGAGUAUACCUCUCAGGACUUCAGUGUUUCCGGAAUCCCGUCCCGGAAGUCCGGAUGUGUUUCCAGAGCCUGGAUAGCAACAUGCAAGGAUUGCUGAUGGUGGCGCCACAGCCGACAGCAGACCACCUUUCACUUCUUCAGUUCUGCAACAUCCGGUUAGAGCAUGUGGACUGCGAGAUGAGGGCCUGGGCUCGACAUCAAUACCAGACGUGUGCCCGUGGGGUCACGGGUAUGCGGACAGAGUUGGAGUGUGAGCUCAUUCCUAAACAGUGCAUGAAU
This is a messenger RNA of Candidula unifasciata, 889 nucleotides long. Lineage: Eukaryota; Metazoa; Mollusca; Gastropoda; Stylommatophora; Geomitridae. The record is from the annotation of a GenBank genome assembly.